Molecule: messenger RNA, 4448 nt
Organism: Biomphalaria glabrata
Lineage: Eukaryota; Metazoa; Mollusca; Gastropoda; Planorbidae
Product: balbiani ring protein 3-like
Exons: 19
Coding region: 135-2621 (828 amino acids)
Biological process (GO): proteolysis
Molecular function (GO): zinc ion binding; metalloendopeptidase activity
Source: RefSeq, a predicted model, not a curated record
ACUUGAACGUAACGCGUGCCCAAGUAACGAGGAAAUAAACACAUUAUCCAGUGUCAUUCAAGCAAAAGCACCGGAGCUUAUCAAUGUGUAAUUAAGUAAACAAAUAGUCAUUGCUUUCUCUUUGGUUUGUAUUGAUGGCAGCGAUCACCAUAGCAACCGCUCAACUCUUGGCAAUUUUGUUCUUGUUGGUGAGCUUACAAAAUGCAGCCAAAAUUCCUCGUCCACAAUUCCGCACCAUGUAUGAAAAGCCAACCAACAAAACAAUGGAUCAGGUCAUCGCUGAGACAAUGGGAGGCAUUGAUAUGGCCUCCAAUAUGAUCCUGGAUGAUGACGGAAAGAUCCUAGCAGAACUGGAUAUGUACCUGUCCCAGGAACAGUUCCUUGCUAUGUACGAGCCCCCAUCUGCUAAAGAAAUGUAUAAAAUGGGCUUGAUGUCUGCUCCUGUUGGCGCUGUCAUGGAUGAUACGUACUUCUCCAAAGUCAACGAGAAAACUCGACAGAAGAGAAAAGCAGUCAGGCGGACGAAGCUGAGAUGGACGAACAACGUCAUUCCCUACAUUUUCCUGGCCACUCAUUUUGAAACCAAAGAAGAGUACAUGAUCAGACGAGCCAUGACCGAGUGGGAGAGAUACACCUGCAUGAAGUUCAGACCAGCGACAUCACAGGACAAAAAUGUCGUACGAUUUCAAGGAGGCGGAGGAUGUAACUCUCAACUUGGUAUGAUUGGUGGAACUCAAGAUCUGAACUUGGAAUAUCCCGGAUGUAGAUUUAAGGGACUGUAUCUCCAUGAGAUUGGUCACGCCAUCGGCCUGGUCCACGAGCACCAACUUCCCAACAGAGAUGACUACAUCAGCAUCAUCUAUGAGAACGCCUUGCCCAGGAUGAGACUCUGGUUCAACAAGUACACCACCAAGAUCGUGGACCAGAUGAGCGUGCCUUACGAGUACUCAUCCAUUAUGCACUACAGCCUCACGGCGUUCUCUGUGGAUGGCAAGAAACGAACUAUUGCCGUGACCAAACCAGAGGGAGAGGAUGACAUUGGGGAGACACACUUGAAGGAACUCUCCUACACAGAUGUUCUUAUAGUCAACCUCAUGUACAACUGCUCCAGUCACUGCCCCCAGCCCGACAAAUGUGGAAGCGAAGGUCAUCUUGACCAGAACUGUGAAUGUAUCUGUAAAGAUGGCAGCUCGGACUGCGACACAACUAAACCAAACAAAGCCCAGCAGUGCGCUAAUGACUACAACAGUUGGAAGUGUUACGUCUGGGCCAACCAGGGGGAGUGCGAACGAAACGGGGCCUUCAUGACCAGAUAUUGCCGGAAGGCCUGUGGCCAAUGUGAUCCACAGGGACCAAACACCAGAGGAGCGAAAGACAGACGCCAUAGAUCUAGAAUGUGGUCGUGGGCUUGGUUUCCCUUACUGACCAAAGUUCUACCUAAACAGCUGGUACCAAGAGACUCCUGCAAAGAUUUGUUCUCCACCAAGUGCGCCACGUGGAAAGAGAGGGGCGAUUGCCUGACCAACGCAGCAUGGAUGAAGAGAAACUGCCCUGCCACAUGUGGCUUGUGUGGAAACUCAUCAGCACGGCCUGAAGUGAGCUGUCAAAACCAGAACCAGGAUCCCUAUAAGUGCGAGGACCUGGCCAGGUUUGGAGAGUGCACCGUGAACGCCAAGUGGAUGUUCAACAACUGCAGAAAGUCCUGUGCCAUGUGCCUGAUGAAAGAGGAGGACCUGGUGGGCACCAACAAAGGCGUGGAAGAAGAAAUACUGACCUGUGAGGACCUAUACAGUGACUGUCCCAUGUGGGCCUCACUGGGGGAGUGCUUAAGGAAUCCAAGAGCCAUGAUCAAAGACUGCAGGAAGGCGUGUGGCAAGUGUGAGGAUGGAACCUGCAAGAAUCUAUUUGAUGAUGACCAAUGUGAAGCUUGGGCUAAAGACCUAGAGUGCAUCCUUAACUAUGUCGGAAUGGGCAGACACUGUGCCAAGGCCUGUGGACGAGGACCUUGCGAGGGCAAGACAAAUCAGACACUCUUCACUUCCAGACCAAGUGUAACAGACAAAUCAAAACAGACUUCAGUAACACUGAAACCAACAACAUCUACCCCUGCAGUGGCAUGUAUCAACCUGCACAAGUCAAACACUGAGUGCGAGGGAUGGGCUAAACAUGAUCAGUGUAAGAUCAACCCAAGAUGGAUGCAUAAAAACUGUUACAAGUCCUGUUCAGGGUGCACAGGUAGCGGUGGAGUUGUUACAACAACAUCAGGACCAACCAAAACUGGUCUCAGUGAGAAGUGUGAAGAUUUGAAUGCAGAUUGUCCAAACUGGGCCAAGUAUGGAUCAUGUGACAGUAACCCUACCUAUAGUCUGAAGUAUUGUAAGAAAUCCUGCAACAACUGCAAUAGUUGCCAAGAUACAGAGGUACUGUGUUCAGUCUGGGCCAAGGACGGCCACUGCCAGAGAAAUCCAAACUUUAUGAUGAGGAGCUGUCAGAGAUCUUGCCAGUCUUGCCCCCUGUCGUCUGAUGUGGUUAAAGUUCCUGGAAAUGAAUCCGCAGCUAAAUUAAUGAUGUCACUCUAUCUGUGUAUUUUCUCAUUUAUUUUGUUUGUAUUUUGCAAAUAAUUUAAAAUUGAAGUUUUUAUAGUCAGACCACAAAGUGUACGAAUUAUAUUUUGUAAAAUUCAUACAUGAACUAAAGAAAAUAUGUUACCGUAACAUAACAUAACUCGAAUAUAUAUAUAUUUAAACAAGUAGGGAUUAUAAGUCUCUUUGGGGACAUAUACUAGACAAGAGCUAGUAACAAGUUGCGGGCACUAUAGCGUGCGGUAAAUUUAUAUUACUGAAUACCAGGAAUGAGUAUGCGUGACUAAUACCAGAGUGGGCACUCUAAAUUAUUACAUAGAUCUCUCAGGCGGAUUGAAAGUUAUUUUUUCCUGAAAUUGAUGCAGUUCCCAGACAAGGGUUCACUUUUGUUUUCCACUUCUGUUAGUAUCUAAAACAUCAAAUCUAGUCUGGUACACUUUGUGUUACACGCUCGAUCUUUUUUCUUCCUAACAAAUAAACUCUUGUCAUUCUCUCCCUUGUACUAACCCAGAAAAUAAAAUUUGUGGUCAUUCUCUCCCUUGUUCUAAACCAGAAAAUAAAAUUUGUGGUCAUUCUCUCCCUUGUACUAACCCAGAAAAUAAAAUUUGUGGACAUUCUCUCCCUUGUACUAACCCAGAAAAUAAAAUUUGUGGUCAUUCUCUCCCUUGUUCUAACCCACAAAAAUAAAAUUUGUGGUCAUUCUCUCCCUUGUUCUAACCCAUAAAUAAAACCCCUGAAGUCUUUCUUUCCCUUGUUGUCACCAACGGUGUAUUAAUUUUUGCUUUGUUUUAAGUGUGUCUGAAUAUUGAUUUGUAAUAUGAAAAAUAAUUUAAAUUUUUUUUUUUUAAUGGUAACGGCCUUGACCACGUAACUCACAUUCUGUCAUAGUAAAGUCAGUACUUAUUGAUUGUUUCAUUGGUGUAUCUGAUUGUUUUUUUAUUCUUUUAAAGACCUGACGAGUGAUGACAUUUUUAACAUACAAAAGAUUUAGUGAUUUUAAUUUUAAAUAAUUGAACUAUGGGAAAAACAAAAACUCCUUCUUCUUCUUCGUUCAGAUCAGUAAUCCUAUAUCAGAGAUGAACUGCGCAGUGGUUUCCAUAUCAGGCAGUUCUCCAAAUAUUUUUUUUUCUACGGAGAGUUUUGGGGACAGAGUCUUGUUCGGGCCUCUUGAUGUAUUAUGCAGCUUUGAAGGGUACGGUCAGCAUUCUCUGGUGAUGCUCCACAAGGGCAAGUUUCGCUAGUCCCGACUUUUAGCUUCCGGAACAUAUGUUGUUUCAUUCUGUUGUGUCCGGUUCUGAGUCGAAAAUUGUGUGUUGUUUAUGUCGAGAUAGCUUAUAGUAGGGAUCCUUUUUCUUGUAAUGGGCAUUUUGAUCACUUUUCAAAAGUUUUAGGCGACAAAAUAUGGUGAGUCCAGAGCCAGUGAAAGACAUAAAACAACCCCAGCUCAGGUCUACUAGCUAUUGAGCUGACUUGGAAUCACAUUUUAUUUUAACUUUAAGAGUAAAAAAAUAUUGGAUGUCGAGACUUUCGACAGGUUGGAGAGUUAGGAGUUGGUAGUGUGGAAUGAGGGCGGUGGUGGUUAUGAGGUCAAAAAUGUCUAUAAACGUUGUAUCAGUAAGUUACAAGUUGUCUUUCUUGACAGGAAUGUUUUAAUGUUCCUCUCACUAUUUAAUGCAAACAUCUUUAUAUUUGUUCCGUACGUUUUUGAUAUGAUUUAUUUUGUAUUUAUAUUUUUACAUUUUGUAUUAAGUUUUUUUUUUCUUUACUAAAUACGUAUUAGAACAAAUCACUGAUCAAUAAAUACAACUACAUAACAUGAACAAAUAUGUCGGUUUUAAUUAUACAAAUAAAAUUAAUUGAUUUUUA